Entamoeba dispar SAW760 is the source of this 1263-nucleotide messenger RNA. RefSeq lists its product as uncharacterized. Lineage: Eukaryota; Evosea; Mastigamoebida; Endamoebidae. Gene Ontology annotation, molecular function: protein binding. Bases 1 to 1263 code for a protein of 420 amino acids. The transcript has 2 exons. The record is from RefSeq and is a predicted model, not a curated record.
AUGCCUAAACGAAAUCCUAUUGAAAUUGAGGCUAAAGAUUUAAAUACCAGCUUCGUUUCACAAAACAAUAGCCACAUUAAAAUUAAAGCGAAAAGUGUGAAAUUACCAGGAGAAUUUGAGCCAGGAAUUAUUAUAUGGAUGACAGAAGGAAAAACUACAUUUUUACAUGUUUUUAAAUAUAAAAAUGAAAAACUGGUUGAAUGUUUAACAGCAUGGAAUUAUCGAGGAAAUGUUAUUGAUGCGUAUUUAAGUGAAAAACUUCCAUUUACCAUUACUGCACUAACAGCAAAUAACAUUAUCUAUAGAAUUACUGCUUCAAAUAAAGAUCCCACUACACCAAUAGUUGAGAAAAUUGAUAUUGGAACAGUUCAACCUUCACAGAUUAGAUGUUUUGAUACUCCUGAUGGAAGGGAGUUAGUGCUAGUCCUUGACAAACAGAUAAGAAGGUACUUCCAAACUUGGGAUUUCAUAAAGGAAAGAAUUGGAUCUAAGGAGGAUGGUAAACCGAGUGAAGAAGGAGAUGAAUUUAAGUGGGAACUUCAAAUUGCUGACCCAUCAUUAUUUGAAUGUAGUUCUAAGUAUUUUAUUACAAGAAUUAAUAACUCAAAUUUGCCUCAUCUUUCUUUAGGGAUGCUUACAGCAAAAUAUUUUUUAAUGUCCAAUUCUUCUGCUGGGGUAGAAAUUAAAUCUUGGGAUGAUGAUAAAUUUAUUGUUAGACAAAACGUUACUCCAAAACAACUUUCAAAAGUUGCAAUUGAUAACUCAUCAGAGUAUUUAGCAGCAGUAGAUAUUACUGGAACAUAUUGUUUUAUAUACAAAAUAGAAAAUCCAAAAUUAAUUCCAUUUGGUAGUUAUUAUCGAGGACAGUCUCAGUCUCAAGUACAACAACUCUCGUUUUCUCACGACUCAAAAAUAGUUGUAUUUGUAUCAUCGAAGUCUAUUCGAUUUAUUCCAUUACCUGGUUCUGCUUUAACUUCAGGUACUUAUAUAGAUGAACAAUCAAUUUGUUGUUUUUCCUCACCAACAAACCAAAACAUUUCUGUCUGUGAAGUGGGUCAUGGUAAUGAGCCAAAUUAUGUAUUUAUUGUUGUUACUGAGAGUUCAAUAAUUCAAAUUACUUUUGAACUCAAAAGUGGAAAAAUAGAAAAUUAUCGUAUUAAGGAAUUUGAAGGUUUAAUUCAAAUGAUUAAGUCUAUGUCACAAAUUGACAUUCAAAGCCAAAAAACCUCAAAGAGUGAACGUUUUUAUUUCAACUACAAUUAA